CUCUUUAAUCGAACAAAAGCGCUAUUGCCUACCUGAAAGCAGUUUAUUUAUCGAUUCAAUUGUGGGAUACAGUGUUUAGCGCAUACGCAGCACGGGAUGUUUCCAUCACUAUGGUGUGUUGAGGAUACCAUUUAGACUAGACAUUGGUGGUCGCACAAAUAAUCACCUUCUAUUUCACAUUUUUUUUGCUGGACGGUGGGAUCAUAUUAUAUUACCUGGGUGUGUAUUCACGCAUUAAUUGGGAAUACGAGGGAUACUCAGCUGUGGUUCGACGAGGGGCUUCUAAGGAUCGAUCACGCUUGUCUGGGUGACCCAGUUCCGGAGUAAAGGCGGCAAACCAGGCAUUCCUGGUGCAAAGACUGCUGGCACAGUCUUCCUGCUUCCAUCCAGGUUGUGAUAUCGGACACAUGACUUCCAUCUUCAAAAUGAAAUUCGAGCUAAGUUUCUCCAGAAAUAUGUGCCGAGUGGCACUGGUUACCAUUGGAUUAUGGGUAAUUCAGUUGUCCGCGGUGGCCGCAGUGCCACCAGCCCUAGCAUCAGAUUUAACAGUGGAUACGUUUACAACAACGGGAGUAACUGUGAAAUGGACACUAACAACAGGGACAUUCGACAACUUCAAGGUCACUUUUACACCAGCAGCAGGUGGAGCAGCCACUGACACUCAGACUCCUGCUAAAACAGCCAUUCAGGCAGUUACAACAGCUUUACAAGCUGGGACCGCAUACACUGCAAGGGUUGUAACAGUCCUGGGAGGGGUUGAGGGGCCUGCCAAGACAAAAACAUUCACUACAUUGCCACCAGCCCUAACAUCAGAUUUAACAGUGGAUACGUUUACAACAACGGGAGUAACUGUGAAAUGGACACUAACAACAGGAUCAUUCACCAACUUCAAGGUCACUUUUACACCAACAGCAGGUGGAGCAGUCACUGACACUCUGACUCCUGCUAAAACAGCCAUUCAGGCAGUUACAAUAGCUUUACAAGCUGGGACCGCAUACACUGCAAGGGUUGUAACAGUCCUGGGAGGGGUUGAGGGGCCUGCCAAGACAAAGACAUUCAGUACAUUGCCACCAGCCCUAACAUCAGAUUUAACAGUGGAUACGUUUACAACAACGGGAGUAACUGUGAAAUGGACACUAACAACAGGAUCAUUCACCAACUUCAAGGUCACUUUUACACCAACAGCAGGUGGAUCAGUCACUGACACUCUGACUCCUGCUAAAACAGCCAUUCAGGCAGUUACAAUAGCUUUACAAGCUGGGACCGCAUACACUGCAAGGGUUGUAACAGUCCUGGGAGGGGUUGAGGGGCCUGCCAAGACAAAGACAUUCACUACAUUGCCACCAGCCCUAACAUCAGAUUUAACAGUGGAUACGUUUACAACAACGGGAGUAACUGUGAAAUGGACACUAACAACAGGAUCAUUCACCAACUUCAAGGUCACUUUUACACCAACAGCAGGUGGAGCAGUCACUGACACUCUGACUCCUGCUAAAACAGCCAUUCAGGCAGUUACAACAGCUUUACAAGCUGGGACCGCAUACACUGCAAGGGUUGUAACAGUCCUGGGAGGGGUUGAGGGGCCUGCCAAGACAAAGACAUUCACUACAUUGCCACCAGCCCUAACAUCAGAUUUAACAGUGGAUACGUUUACAACAACGGGAGUAACUGUGAAAUGGACACUAACAACAGGAUCAUUCACCAACUUCAAGGUCACUUUUACACCAACAGCAGGUGGAGCAGUCACUGACACUCUGACUCCUGCUAAAACAGCCAUUCAGGCAGUUACAGCAGCUUUACAAGCUGGGACCGCAUACACUGCAAGGGUUGUAACAGUCCUGGGAGGGGUUGAGGGGCCUGCCAAGACAAAGACAUUCACUACAUUGCCACCAGCCCUAACAUCAGAUUUAACAGUGGAUACGUUUACAACAACGGGAGUAACUGUGAAAUGGACACUAACAACAGGGACAUUCGACACCUUCAAGGUCACUUUUGCACCAACAGCAGGUGGAGCAGUCAUUGGCACUCAGACUCCUGCUAAAACAGCCAUUCAGGCAGUUACAACAGCUUUACAAGCCGGGACCGCAUACACUGCAAGGGUUGUAACAGUCCUGGGAGGGGUUGAGGGGCCUGCCAAGACAAAGACAUUCACUACAUUGCCACCAGCCCUAACAUCAGAUUUAACAGUGGAUACGUUUACAACAACGGGAGUAACUGUGAAAUGGACACUAACAACAGGAUCAUUCACCAACUUCAAGGUCACUUUUACACCAACAGCAGGUGGAGCAGUCACUGACACUCUGACUCCUGCUAAAACAGCUAUUCAGGCAGUUACAACAGCUUUACAAGCUGGGACCGCAUACACUGCAAGGGUUGUAACAGUCCUGGGAGGGGUUGAGGGGCCUGCCAAGACAAAGACAUUCACUACAUUGCCACCAGCCCUAACAUCAGAUUUAACAGUGGAUACGUUUACAACAACGGGAGUAACUGUGAAAUGGACACCAACAACAGGGACAUUCGACACCUUCAAGGUCACUUUUGCACCAACAGCAGGUGGAGCAGUCCUUGGCACUCAGACUCCUGCUAAAACAGCCAUUCAGGCAGUUACAACAGCUUUACAAGCCGGGACCGCAUACACUGCAAGGGUUGUAACAGUCCUGGGAGGGGUUGAGGGGCCUGCCAAGACAAAGACAUUCACUACAUUGCCUCCAGACAUUCCAGCUGACCUGACAAUUUCUCUAAUAACGGCGACUACAGCAAAAGUUGAAUGGACCAAACCAAGUCCUGGAACUUUUACUAGCUACGAUAUCACCAUUUCUCCAACGGAUAAUGGUGCCACGGUGGAUUCACCUAGUGUUCUGCAAUCUGUCGAUCCACCGACAACAACAUUAUCAAGUUUGACACCAAAUGUGCAAUAUAGUGUAGUUGUCAGGACAGUUGUUGGAACAACGAAGGGGGCUACAAAGACCAAGUCUUUCACCACAUUGCCUCCAGACAUUGCUGUUGACCUGACAAUUUCUCUAAUAACUCCAAAUGGAGCAACAGUUGAAUGGACCAAACCAAGUCCUGGACCUUUUACCAGCUAUGAUAUCAGCAUUUCUCCAACUGCUAAUGGUGCCAAGGUGGAUACGCCAAGUGUUCUGCAAUCAGUGAUUCCUCCAAAGACAACACUCUCCAGUUUAACCCCUGGCACCCUAUAUACUGUUACUGUCCAGACAGUUGCUGGAACAACGAAGGGUGUAGCAAAGACCAAGACUUUCACCACAUUGCCACCAGCCCUAGCAUCAGAUUUAACAGUGGAUGCGUUUACAACAACGGGAGUAACUGUGAAAUGGACAACAACAACAGGGUCAUUCGACAGCUUAAAAGUCGCUUUUACACCAACAGCAGGUGGAGCAGUCCUUGGCUCUCAGACUCUGGCUAAAACAGCCACUCAGGCAGUUACAACAGCUUUACAAGCCGGGACCGCAUACACUGCAAGGGUUGUAACAGUCCUGGGAGGGGUUGAGGGGCCUGCCAAGACAAAGACAUUCACCACAGCACCGAAUAAACCGACAAUUACAAAGCAAAAGUUGCUAGUUGGUGACUAUGCUAUCACUGGUUCAACUGUGACACUGACAUGCAAGGCACUUGGAGUAGUGGUUUCAUACGAAUGGUACAAGGGCACAGUCAAACAAUCGUCAACUGGGAACAAGGGAGCUGAUUUUUCAACACAGAUGACUGUUGAUGGGGAAUAUUCCUGCAAGGCCAUUAACACAGGCGGCAGCACAGAAAGUGACAAGUUGACCAUAAAAGUGGUCGGUCCGUGCGACCCAUUGAUUUCCCUGUGUAAGAACGGAGCCACGUGUGCUGUCGACCCGAAUGAUGCAACAAAACCAAAGUGUACCUGUAAGCCAGGAUGGGAAGGACCCACCUCAUGCUCAGUCGAUAUCAACGAGUGCAUCGACCCGGCCUCAUGCAAUGCUGAUGCUGCCUGUACCAACACACCAGGAUCAUUCUCGUGUGCAUGCAAACCUGGUUACUCGGGCAAUGGGAAAACUUGUGCUGAUAUCGAUGAGUGUACCACAACCGACCCCAAUCUCAAGAAUAAGUGUGUUGCAAGUUCAACGUGCAAGAACACGGUUGGCUCUUAUACUUGUACGUGUAAUACGGGUUACAGCGGAUCGGGCAAGUCCAAGUGCAAUGAUAUCGAUGAAUGCACCACAGCCGACGUCAACCUCAAGGAUAAAUGUACUCAGAACUGUACGAAUACAAUCGGGAGCUAUACAUGCAAUUGUGCUACAGGCUUUACAUUAGACGUCGGGGAUAAGUUAACUUGUAAAGCAACUACUCCUUGUACGACGAACAGUGGUAAAGGCACUUGUACUGUGGAUGCAAAUACAGCGUGUGUUCAGAUCAACUCCGCUGAGACAUGUGUCUGCGUGAUGGACGGAUAUGCCCUCAACACAGCUGAGACAAAAUGUGAAGAUAUCGAUGAGUGUAAACUAACCGGCACAGACGCGAAGUGUAAAAGUGAUGUUAAUUCAGUUUGCAAGAAUACCCCUGGUUCUUAUCAGUGUGAAUGUAAAACUGGCUACGAUGGAAUUCCAAAAUGCCGUGAUAUCGAUGAAUGUCUUAACAAGAAGGAUAAUUGUGAUGCAAAUGCCCACUGUACAAAUACAGAUGGAUCAUUCAAGUGUACUUGUAAAACUGGCUAUACAGGUGAUGGAGUCACUUGUACCGAUGUCGAUGAAUGCAAGUUCCCAAUUCUGGCACCUUAUAGAUGUACGCAGAAGUGCGAAAACAAACCUGUUGGAAGUUUCAAUUGUAGCUGUGAGACAGGAUUUGAGCUGCAAACUGAUUCGUUUACAUGCAAAGCCAAAGCCGCUAAUGUGUGUGGGACUGGUGGACAAGGCCCAUGUACUGGUGAUGCUAAAGUGAUCAUGUGUGCAAAGGUUGCGAAUGUUGAAACCUGUUUCUGUAAGGCAGGAUAUGCUCUCGACCCCACAACAAAAAAGUCAUGUGCAGAUAUCGACGAGUGCACCUCCACCGAUGCAAAGUUGAAAGAACAGUGUCAUGCUGAUGCUACCUGCAUAAACACCCCAGCAGGAUCUUACACGUGUGCCUGUAAAGCGGGCUAUUCAGGCGACGGCAUGUAUACCUGUGAUAAUAUUGAUGAGUGCAAGAAUGCCAAGACCAGUGGUUGUAACCAGAAACCAUGUGAUAAUACAGUAGGCAGUUUUAAGUGUAAAUGUGAGCCAGGAUUCACCAUGCAGGAGAAAACUUGUAAAGCCACAACGGCAUGCUCCAAUGGAGGUAUGGGUCCGUGCAUUGCCGGUUCUUUGAACAGAACCAUGUGUGCAAACAUAGGUGGUGUGGACAAGUGUUUCUGUAGGGCUGGGUUCAAGUUGGAUGAGGACAACAAGCACUGCAUAGUUGUGAACGAAUGUAGCUCAGCAACGUUAAACGACUGUGACAAGUUCGCGGGCAGGUGCACGGAGUUGAUCCUGGGGUAUAGCUGUAAGUGCAAGGCUGGCUACAACGGUGAUGGAAUCACAUGUAGGGAUAUUGAUGAAUGUGCGGGGAUGAACAACUGCCAUCAGACGUUAGCAACAUGUCUCAACACCCCAGGAUCAUUCGAAUGUAAAUGUAACCUUGGCUACACUGGCGAUGGACGCACCUGCACAGAUUACGAUGAGUGCAAGAAUCCAGCCAUGAACAAGUGUAGCCAGAAAUGCAACAACACCAAGGGCAGUUACACUUGUUCCUGUGAGGACGGGUUUUCUUUGCUGCAAAACGAUAAGUUCACAUGUAGCGCCAAGCUUAAAUGUACAACCAAUAGCGAGUUAGGACCCUGUAAGUCGGUCCCUGCAGGUCAAGUCAUGUGUGCCAAAGUUGGUGAAACAGGUGCACCGAAGUGUGCCUGCAAUCGAGGGUAUUCGCUGCAGCCUGAUGAUUUGACAUGUACAGAAAUGUCUAGUUGCACUACAGGUUCACCUUGUUCGCAACCUCCUCCAUCUACUAUGGUUCCUUCUUGUCAUGUAAACAAGUCACCGCUGACUGGGGAGACUGUGCCAGGUGGCUUCACGUGUGGGUGUGAGGUAGGAUACAGGAGUGAUGGACUCGGCUAUUGUGAAAAGAUGUGCCCGGUUUCCGUUAAGCCGUGUCAAAAUGGAGCGACAUACACGUGUACAUUCGCUACACCGUUCUACAAAUGUCAAUGCACAUCUGGAUACACUGGAACCAACUGUGAAAUAGAGAUUAACGAGUGCAUGACGGAGCCAUGCAAGAACAAAGGUCAAUGUAAGAAUGAUCCGCCUGGGUCCUACACCUGUUAUUGUCCGAAAGGCUUUGACCCCAAGACCAACUGUGGAGACAUCGAUGAAUGCAAGGCCACUGGUGCUAAUAAGCAUAACUGCCUCGCCGGUAAAGCCAAGUGUACGAAUAGUGUAGGAUCAUUCUCGUGUACAUGUAAUUCUCCUAUGGUUGGAAACGGCGUCACAGUCUGCACAGAGAGUGUACUCCUGCCAUUCAACACCCCCGCCAUUAAGAAAAUGUAUGGAAACAAUGUACAGCAAGACAUCCCGGUGACAUGCGGAUUUCCAUUUGGUGACGAGAUCUACCGCAAUAUCAAGCUCUGCACCAAUGGUUACUUUUCCCUCGAACCAGCGGCGUCCAAUAGGGCAAACAUCAUCCUCAGUCAAGUGAGUUCAACCAAGGAUCUGAGGCAGAUGCUAAUCGUUGCCCCGUUCCUCACCAAUAUAGACAUCAAAAAAGGCGACGCAAAUGGUCCGACACUUUAUUAUGACACAUACUUGGAUACCGAAACCGACGCAAACAAGAAAGCUGUCCUGGACAAGAUCAAUACGAUCAUUCGUAAAUUCCCAACAGCCUCCACAUUUGCCGGCAAGUUGGUAGUCGUUGCAACGUGGGACAAAGUCUCACCAAUAGAUGGCACUGCUUAUAAAGAUGAGACGUUCACAUUCCAAGGAGCACUUGCGUCAAAUGGGACUCAUUCCUACGCCAUCUUCCUGUACCAGCCUGGUAGCAUGAAGUGGGAUAAGGACAAUAACGCCAGGAUCGUCUUCAUGGGCUAUGAGUCCAACAAGAAGCUGUUCACACACCUGGGCUCAUUCUUGAAGACUGCCUUGGGUAUAGAUGUCAUGAAGGGAACUAAUGAUACUAUCGGAGUCUGGGCGUAUCCGAUCGGAUCCGUCAAGACCAACAACUACCAGAAAUGCUGCAAUUGGGAGAAUACCAUUGACAAGGUGACCCGCACUGCUACGGCAGUCUGCCCUGCUACACUGAUGCAACUUAUACUCAUGGACAUGAUGGAGAAGGACAAGACAUCAUCAGGAGAUUGUUACAUACCAUACCUUAAGUCGGGCAAUGACUGGCAGAGAUGCUGUUACAGUAAGACAGGCGGCGGCCUGUUGGAAGGAGCGGACUGUGGCUACAUCCGUGUGGACAAGAAGGAAACCACUGACAACGAGGGCUGGAAGGCUUGCUGUGCCACAGACAUGUGCUCAAUGUUCCAUCAGCACCGGCCUUGCUCGAAGAUGAUUACCCUGGCCACACCUGGCAGUCUCGGGGUCUGUCUUGGCGACCCCCACAUCAUUACGCAUGAUAAUGUGACAUGGACCUUCAACGGAUUGGGUGAGUGGAUUAUGGUUCGCACCAAAGUGGAUAAGAAGGAGUUUCAACUUCAGGCUCGUACAGUCCUGGCACCCGCAACAUCUGGAUUCGAUCCGAAAGCAACCGUUUUUACCGGAUUCGCGAUGAAGGCCAAGGAUACUGACAUAGUUGAGGUUAGUUUGAAUGCGGCAGGUGAUGGCCUAGAUAUCCUCAUCAACAAGGCGGCGGGGCCGACUAUGGCAUCUCUCACGACCAUCAACAGGAGUAAGAAGAAUAUGGUGCUGGAAAACGUAGCGGGCACCUUUGUGGUGCGGUUCCUCACUUCUGGAUUUGUCUUCAAAGUGAGCCAUGCUAACAAGAUGCUCAAUAUGACAUUAGCUGUGCCAAGCAAAUAUAAGAAGACAUCUACCGAGUUCCUAGAAGGGCUUAUGGGAAAUUACGAUGGUAGGAAAUCGAAUGAAUGGCAACAGCCGGACACUGUCGCUUUUGAUGAGGGCUCAACGGAGAAAGAUUUUUAUAACUAUGGAAAAACCUGGAAUGUGCCAGAGGCUGACUCUCUCUUCAAUUACGUUGCCCCCAAAACAUACGCCUCCUACCAGAAUUUGAACUUUAUACCGCUCUUCUCCCACCAAUACAAAGAUAAGGCUAGCCUCCUUGCGGAAGUGUACAGUAACGACCAGGCGAUGCUCGCGAGCUGUAACGCAUCAUGCAUGAACCUGUGGCGUACCGCCGAAAUUGAGAGGAAGGCAUACUAUGCGUGCAUGUUUGAUGGUGGGAGGUUGAAGAACUGCAAGGCUAGUUCAGCGUUCGUAGCAGAAUUCAACAUCCACAGUCUGGAUACGAACAUUUUGGAAAAUCGCGCACCGAGUUUCGCUAACAAGCCCCUAAUUUUAAACGCCCAGGUUGGGACACUUGCAACCCUUGCAAUUAAGUUGAGUGAUCCAGACACUGACGAUGUCGUUACCCUGAAGGUCUCUGGAACGGCCUUACCCGGUGGCGCCAUCAAUGACGUUGCUGGCAAUCCAAUGGAAAAGACCUACACAUGGAAACCGACAGAUACAAAACGUUACAAGUUAACGCUGUCUGCGACUGAUAAACUCCAGGCAGAGACGCUGAUUGAUGUGGAAUUGCACGUGUGUAACUGUUCAAAGAAGGACCAGUGUGAUUACAAAGAGGUCAUCAAGACAAAAACUCCAGAUAACUUCUAUCUCGUUGACUGCAAAUGCCCGGGAGAUUACAAGGGCCGAUGGUGUGAACUCAGUCCCUGUGAUUACAGGGUGACGCCAUGCUACCCCGGUGUCACGUGUUCCGUCGAUGGCCAAACGAAUAAAGCGAAGUGCGGAGCAUGCCCGACAGGCAUGAAAGACAGCACACUCAAAGACCCGGGCAAAAACUGUUUAGAUAUUGACGAGUGCCUGACCACUAAUCCCAAGCCAUGCGAGGGAGAUGGUGUGUGUAAAAAUACACUUGGCAGCUAUUUCUGCCAGUGUCCCGCUGGCAGGAGGCCUAAAAUAGACAACUUCAAGGUUUGUGAGGAUGUGGAUGAGUGUCUAAACCCAAGUCUCGGAAAAUGUGACGACGCAAAAAAUGAGACUUGUGAGAAUUUGAUUGGCAGCUAUCGAUGCGUGUGUAAAAAAGGUUACAAGAAGAAGAGUGAUGAAUGUGUCGAUAUUGAUGAAUGUACCAGCACCACGAACAAGCACGACUGCAAUGUCAACGCCAAAUGUGCUAACACUGUUGGGUCAUUCACCUGUACGUGUAACACUGGUUACUAUGGGAACGGGGUCACGUGCGCAGAUGUAGAUGAGUGCUUAAACCCCAAAGACAACGACUGUGACCAGAAGUGCACUAACACCUCUGGCUCAUACAACUGUACCUGUGACAAGGCUGGCUUUAAACUCCAUGACGACAAGAGAACAUGUCAAGUUAUAGAUGCCGAUAAAUGCACAGUAAAGAAGACUUGCGCCCAGUGGUGUACGAAAGUGGCUACGACGGAGACCUGUUCUUGCAGAAGUGGCUAUGUAGCGGAUGGAGACAAGUGCCUAGUUGAUGACAUGUGUGCCAAGAAAACUGCCAAAUGUACAGACACAUGCACACCUGAUUCAAAGGGAGGUUACACUUGCUCCUGUAAGGCUGGAUACAAACUGGAUCCAGACAUGUUUACAUGCUCAGACAUAGAUGAAUGUCAGGAUGGAAAGAAUAAUUGUGCCAAGACAGCAGAUGGCGGAACCUGUACCAAUACUAUUGGCAGCUUCACGUGUAAGUGUGCUACGGGCUACACUGGCAACGGCACACACUGCAAUGACACAGAUGAAUGCAAGACUGUAAAGUGCCAAGCCAAUUCUGUGUGUGUGAAUGCACCAGGCACAUACAAGUGCAUAUGCCAUCCCCUAUACUAUGAGAAGACCGGAUCUUGUCUUCGAGCACCCCAGACCUGGAACGGCACCAUCACCUUCGGCGAGACGUACGAGCCAGACUUGAAGAACAUUGCCGCAAAGAAGACACAGGAUUAUACAAACGUGUUCGCUAAAACUAUUGAGAAACCAUUGAAAGACCAGUAUGGAGCCAGUGUCUUGGGAAUAUCUGUUAUAAGCUUGACUUCUGGCAGCAUCAAGCCCCAGUACGUGAUCCACACUGAUGGGAAUGGUAACGUCAGUCCGACAGGUCUCCAGGGAGCCGUGCAAACGUUGGUCACGAAGAACCCUGCUGGCACCUGUGUCAUGCAUAUGAGUGAUGGCACGAGCAAAGCCCUCGACUGCACGAGUAACAAGAUCGUAGAUUACAAUGAAUGUGCCGCAGGAUAUGACGUGCACCAGUGUCCACAUGCAACGCAGUGUGUGAACGAGGCUGGCAGUUACAGGUGUAAUUGUAAACCAGGAUAUAAGGUUGUUCAGCCCAAUCCUGUAAACCACAUACAGCUAUGUGAUGAUAUCAACGAGUGUUUGACUCUGUGCAAGCUUCCCCUGACCAACUGCACCAACACGCCCGGCUCUUACACCUGCAAGUGUAACCUUGGUUACUGGAGCACGAACGCAAACAAGAUCCCGUGUAAAGAGGCUUGUGGUCCCAAACCGUGUCAGAAUGGAAAAUGCGUUGGCGAUAUCACCAAAGAUGGUGGAUUCCGCUGUGUAUGUCCCGACCACUAUCAGGGAAAACUAUGCGAGGUCAUCAACGCAGAGUACGCAGAGAUGAGGACGAUAGCGAUUGCAGUUGGUUGUACGGUUGGUGCGCUGGCAUUGAUUCUCCUCAUAGUCCUCAUUGUCAUUUGCGUGAAAAGGAGGAGGGCAUCAAAUAAGAAUGGUCAACAAGGCAACGGAAACGACAAAACCGCAGUGUCUCUGGAGACAUACGAAACAGGCUACCUGCCGCGCGUCCAGAGUCGUCCAGCGUCAAGUGCCAGUUUGACCAAUGACAACAUUCAGAACGGAAAUAAUCGGCGGAGGAACAACGACGACCGGGCCUCACGGUCUAGCAACGAGGGAACAGACAACCCGGCCUUCGAGAAUCCCCUUUUCGAUAAUCGGCAACGGCGGAACAACCAAGAUGACAAGUCAAAGCAGCAGAAAACCUUUGGAAUAGAAGCACUGAUCUAACACUUAAGCACGUUGCGCGUGUUCGUCUAAUGUUGAGGAAAACAAGUGCACUCUCUCUCCAAGGUUUUACGGUCGCCUAUCUAACACAAAAGACAUCAUAACACAAGAAGCUAACAGAACAUUCACCGUAUCACAAGCUUUUGCUAACACACGAAUUUUAUUGUUGCUUCACGGGCAUGAGGGAAACACCAUGCUUAUUCUCAAACAUCUCCAACCCAAGAUCAACGAAUUUGGGCUGGCUUGUGUAAACAUACAGGGCUGCCUACCCUAACACAUUUGGGGGGAAAUGUUACCCAUUGACAGGCCUGUUGACACCUUGUUAGGGCCAUUUUACACGUUGACUCGAGAAAAUUUCUUAAAAAUUGUGCCAAAAUCAUCAGAAAACCCAGGAAUUACGCUUUCCGUUGCUGAUUUACACUUUUUGACCAAGAGUUUGACACAUUGCCAGACUCAAGGGUAGGCAGUUCUGUACAUGUAUCGAGCAUUGAAAGCCCAAUAACAAACAGCCUGAAGUCACAAGAAGCAAUUAUUCUACAGUUUUUGUUUUGCCCAAAUUAUGAUUUUAAUCGUCACGUGUCAACAAAGAUCAAAUAGGCCUCCUAUUUAAGGCAUGAGUGAAUAGGCAUGAUGUUUUCCUGAUGGGUGCAUUUCAGUGUCAUUCAAAAAGCAUAAUAUAUAAAUGCGAGAGUGUAUUGAUCGUCUUCCGUUUGGAUAAACGCAUUUAAUUGGAAAAUGUGAUGUUUAAUAGAAAUUUGCGAGGCAGAGAUAAGCGAACGUGUUUUGGCAUACAAUGUAUCUGCUUUAUGCUUGGCACCCCAAAAGGUUGGUAUGCUGUUUCCAACUCCUGCCGGACUGAUUAUAUCAUGUUUUCAUUUUCAACUCUAAAGCGCCGCACAAACCAGUGAUUUUUGUCGCCGAGAAUUGCGAUUAUAAGCGCUGCUACAAUGUGUGUGCGACAAAAUUAUAUCUUGUCUGCGGGUAAAAGUGGUAAUCGCUGUCCGCUGUGAUUACUGAUUUGUGUGCGGGUCCUGUGGUGAUCACGUCAAACGGGAAGUUUUUGUUUCACGUGAUGAUGAUCGCGGGACGUAGCGAUUUAAAUCACUCGUUCGGGGCGCUUAACCCCAGGGGAAAGGAUGUCUAAUUCAAAGCAUUUCCUCAAAUCAUUUUUUUGAUGAAAAUUUUUUAAAUAAUGGCAGCUACUAUGGAACAGUUUGAAGACAUCGUCAUCAAUGAAUGGUGUUUGUAAUUUGUAAAUAAAAUUCCCAUUCAUUUUGGAGAUGAUUCAAGUCAGACGUCCCGACCAGUCCCCCGGUGGUUAAACUCGGCUUUCCUGCUCAAGAUUGCUUGAACUUUAUAUAAACACACUGCCUUGCCUUGCCAUGACGCGUUUCUAUCAUUUCACUUUAACAUGUUUAACUACGAGGUUGUUGCAGUGUUCAGUGUUUUACGAAAUUAGUGUUACACAUUGAUGUAUUCACAACAAAAUGCAAAUGUAUUCACUAAUGAAUGCAUUGUCUCGGUAACUUCCAGAGAUCUCAGUAACUUCCAGCUUUAACUGCAUGAACCUACUUCAGCCACAUGGUGCAGCUGGACUGUCUACUGUCUACAGUCACAAUUGUCAUCCCUAAAUUUGUGUCAUUGACGCGCUACCCAUCGCGUAGAUCGCGCGACAUUUACGUGAAACAUAAUGAUAAGCGCGUCACUGAUGCGUCAUUGAUGCACAACUUGGCGCAUACGUUGCACGUCACUGACACGAUGCAGGAUGGAUGUCAAUUGUGACUUAGACUGUACAUGAAUUGUUCUGAAUUGGGGAUGGCUAAAUUAUUUCAAAGUACGAUAAUUUACAUCAUUAACUUGUUUUAAAUCUGCCGAAAGAAAUAAUUUGAUAAUAUGGACUUAUAUAUUGUUAUAUUUAUGUAAAUUAUAAUUAGUGAGGUGUAUCAAUUAUCAAGAAUCAAAUUCUUGGUAUCACUAAUGUAAUUGAAAAAACGUUUUAAUAUUGUAAAACAAACCGGUCGCGUAGGGUGCAUCCAAAACUGUUUUUUGACAAAAAAAUUGUAAUUAUUUUGGCUGCCAUGUCUAGGAAGUCACUUGCCAUGUGAAUGAGAGGUUCUUUUCUCCUUAAGCUGCAUAAGGCUGUUCAUUCUAAAAGGCGUUGGACCUCAAAUUAUGUCCAAAACCCUUGGCUAAUGCCACUGUUUUUGUCCGCAUUUCCAUUCUUCCCCUGCGUUCUCGAUUACAUAAUGGAGGGAGGACUGCCAACUCAUUAAAUUGCAAAAAUAUGAAAUACCAUAUCACUUCUGAAAAAGAUAUACGUCACAUUCAUGGAUGCACCCGUGAAUCCUAAGAAUUGAGAUCCUAUUGGCUUGUGGAUCCAUAUUGGAAUCAACUGUAAUGUCGGUGUUCCGUGUCAUUCACAUCACAAACGACGUCGUAAUCAAACACUAGACGUGUCGUCACACACCUCGUGUCUACCUGUUGAUUGACGUCAAAGUUCUACCUUCCAGAUAGCGGUCAGCGCCCAUCGCCGCCAUCUUCGACAUGUUCGUUUUUUGACGACGCUCUCUGUCACUUUCUACCGCGGACUUUUAACCUCUUCGGACAUCGCUUGUUGCUAGCGUAGCGUGACUGGUUACGGGACUAACAUCACUUAUCUCUUCCGUUUUCAUUUUUUGUGCCUGAUACGCUUUUCGAUAUUUGUGUGAAAAUGAAACUGACAAUGUUACUGGUACUUUCAGGAGCUACUUUUGAAGAAAUCCUCCUGCACUCUUAACGGGACGUCGAGUGAGCAAUGUUAGCGCAUUGCGUAACAUUCUACAUGUAUAUGAUACAUAACUGAGGACACGCUACUGGAAAGUUUGUAUUCAGUUCACGAGUGGUAUUCAGAUCGGAUUGAAAAUUAGCCAACAGUGUAGAUAAUUCUAGCAAGCUGGUCUAUGGACGCCUUGCUUUCAGUGUGUGGAGGAACAUAGUGUAUUAAUCCGUCACCGAAGUAUUUUAAGCAUAAUCUUCAGUAUUGUUUUUUGAUUUCAUGGAUACCGUCCUAGAGGUGUUGUCAGUGGCAAGUAUUCAAUGAUGCCAGUAUUUUCUAGGACAUCUAUGUACAUACAUUAUAUACUCCACAGUGGAUAUAGGAGUAAAAAUGAUAUAUUUUUGUGCGCGUACCUAGCUAUAUUUCUUGUACUGUGCAAGUGGUGAUCUAUUGUUUAUUCAGCGACUUUGUCUUUGCUUUUCAUCGGAGAAUUUCACUCAUUUUAACUCAACAUACGUUUUGCAUGUUUAAAGCGACCUGCAAAGAAAGUAAGUGGCAUGUGAUGAUUAUUGCUGCAAUGACUGAGCAAUAGAAAUAUUUCUUGUAUGCGACUAAUAGCGAUCGAUCAACACUGUGCAUGAUGGUUAUUGCAGGUUGCAGCCAUGGCUGAUUCCUGAUGUGACUUUUGUCACAUGUGAAAAUUACUGCAGGUUGCUGCGAUAAAAAUUGCUAAUUUCCAGGGCAAUCCAGUAUUGAUCGUGAUCACAGAUUCAUCCGUAUUACAUGUAAGUGUGAAAGUAUGUGUACCAGUGCUACACUGUGCCAAAAUAUUGCUCUUCUGCAAUGCAAAUGCAGUGACGGAUCCUCUGAGAUAGCUUUUUCCCUUGGAAAGGAUCGAGCCAGAAACUCAUUGUCCCGAGAGUGCAAUAUUUUGUCAACGCGUGGCUCUGCAGUUGAGCUUUGCGCUGAAGUAGAAUGUCCUAUAUAUUUCGAAUGUUUCCCGGUAUAAGCUUCAAUCUUUACAUUCCAUGGUUUGGUUUCGAAAGAUUUUGUGCUGCGUCUGUGCAUAUUUACAAUAGUUAAAGAUUGUCGUGGUAUAGUAUACAGGAUAACGUCAUGGUCAGCAUAUUCGUGAUCGUAUCCUCCACUCUGGUAAGCCAGCGCCUGGCCGCCGUCCUUUUCCGUACGAGUUCGUCCAUGAUAGUCGAGUUUCGGCACCAAUGUUUUGGUCUCCCGGGUUCCGGCACCAAUGUUUUGAUCUCUCCCGGGUUUCUGCACCAAUGUUUUGGUCUCUCCCGGGUUUCGGCACCAAUGUUUUGGUCUCUCCCGGGUUUCGGCACCGAAGUUUUGGUCUCUCCCGGGUUUCGGUACCAAUGUUUUGGUCUCUCCCGAGUUUCUGCACCAAUGUUUUGGUCUCUCCCGGGUUUCUGCACCAAUGUUUUGGUCUCUCCCGGGUUUCGGCACCAAUGUUUUGGUCUCUCCCGGGUUUCGGCACCGAAGUUUUGGUCUCUCCCGGGUUUCGGUACCAAUGUUUUGGUCUCUCCCGAGUUUCUGCACCAAUGUUUUGGUCUCUCCCGGGUUUCUGCACCAAUGUUUUGGUCUCUCCCGGGUUUCGGUACCAAUGUUCUGGUCUCUCCCGGGUUUCUGCACCAAUGUUUUGGUCUCUCCCGGGUUUCUGCACCAAUGUUUUGGUCCUUCCUGGGUUUCUGCACCAAUGUUCUGGUCUCUCCCGGGUCCCGGCACCAAUGUUUUGGUCUCUCCCGGGUUUCUGCACCAAUGUUUUGAUCUCUCCCGAGUUCCGGCACCAAUGUUUUGGUCUCUCCCGGGUUUCUGCACCAAUGUUUUUGUCUCUCCUGGGUUCCGGCACGAAUGUUUUCGUCUCUCCUGGGUUUUGGCACCAAUGUUUUGGUCUCUCUCGGCUUCCGGCACCAAUGUUUUGGUCUCGCCCGGGUUUCUGCACCAAUGUUUUGGUCUCUCCCGGGUUCCGGCACCAGUGUUUUGGUCUCUCCCGGGUUUCUGCACCAAUGUUUUGGUCUCUCCCGGGUUUCUGCACCAAUGUUUUUGUCUCCCGGGUUUCUGCACCAAUGUUUUGGUCUCUCCUGGGUUCUGGCACCAAUGUUUGUAUAGUUCUUUGGGUGGGAUUUGUAAAGAAAGGGGCUACAAAACACGUCAUUUUCCUUUUACGAGCGGUGGCCAACUGCCUUCGAAUUGCCAACCUUUAUUACAUAGAAUUAAAGCAUUGCUUAAUUUAGCUAAAACUAGACAGACGGUAUUGCACAUCCGCUGACAGUUAUAUCAGCGUGUCGAAGUGAGGCUAUGGCAAAUAUUUGUAGUUGUUUUAACUUUGUUAUUUUAUAUAAAAUGCAUUAGACAUCAGACCUGUCAUUAGAUGGCAGUCUUUUGUUCUAACUCAUAAAGUGCAGUUUAUAGAGCUGCAGAAGAUGAAGUAGGGUCAAGCUCUGAGUCAAUGUGUGUAAUAGGGGCAAGCUCACUUCCUUGCGGGGGCAAGCCUAUGAAUCCAUGUGUGUAAUGGGGCAAGCCUACUUCCUUGUGGGGGCCAGCCUAUGAAUCCAUAGGUGUAAUGGGGCAAGAUCACUUCCUAGCAGGGGUCAGCCUUUGACUCAAUUGUGCGUAAUAGGGGCAAGCUCACUUCCUAGUGGGGGCCAGCCUUUGAAUCCUUAUUUUUUGGGGGAGGGGGAGGUUGAAGAAAUUAGUAUUAUAAAAUAACUGCACCGCAUUCUUGAAGUCGAAACUUGCAUGAUUAAGGGGAAAAACAUUCAUGGAUUAAACUGCUCGCAAGAUUUGUGUGAAUUUUGACCCUUGGAGCGACAAGAUGGGGAUGUACACAACAAACAUUAUGCUAUUCAAGCAACAUUACAUGUAUGUUGUUCUAGCAGAAUAAAAUUAGUUCAAAGGAAUUGAUGUAGGGUUUAAUUGAGGGGCGGUGGAUGUAGCACAUACUAAGACGUUGUAUCUGGUGAGAAGGUAUGGGAACUGUGUGUAAUUUAAAUUGCAUGUAUAAUGUAGGAGGAAACCAGUACUAAUUAUUGACCCUUUCUUUCAAUGUGAGGAACAUCGGUCUGAAACCGUAACAUUACAAGGGCAUUUUACUCCUACAGCUUUCAGUAACCUCGAAAAAUAUUUCUUCGUACGUAAAAUCUGUUUUUAUCAUGAAUAUUUCUGCGUUGUGGGAUCUUAUCAUAUCAGAGUGUUUGUUUCAUCAAAGUAUCGAAUCACAAAUUAUGAGGGGGGGGGGGUUAUUCUUCAGAAUGCAGACUGUUCUAAAUUUGAAAUCUUGAUCAAGAUCACUUUAUCAGCUGGAUUACCAUGGUGACGGGUUUGUUAUAUUAAUUUAUUUUUAAUUUGUAUUACUCAUGUAAAUUGUGGCCAUGACUUAUUUUACUGAUUGGUAUUUAUUUGUGACAGUAUCUUUUUUGCCAGGAUCAUGAUAUCAUUUUACGACGUCAUUUUUCAGUUUUUAUGAGGUGACGAUGUUGUUUGUAUGGAUUAUAUCCGAGUUGGUUUCAUAGUCUACAACAAUCCUAUAAUUGCACCUGAAGACGUGAAGCGCUUUGAACAAUUAAACAGCAUUGGAUUUUAUAGCACUAUAGAAUGAUCAUCGUUAAAGGGGUACACCGUUCGUAAAUAUUUGUGGUCCAGUUAAAUAGAAAUCCACUGAUACACAAUGCCGUAUUAUGAGUACAAAUUUGUUGAAACUUUGUAUUUAUAGUAUUUGUAUAUCUGACUACAGAAAGUCUAUGCUGAAAUUUAUAUUUAGUAUGUAUUUAUGGAAUUGAGAAUUUUCAAAUUCAAUUACAAAUUCAAAAUUUUUAACGAACGGCGUAGGCCUUUAAGAUUAUAAGACGCCUUUGAGAAAACACGGUAACGUACUAGAAUCUAUACAAACCAACCCGGGAGUCAUUCCAUAUAAUCAUCUUUAAUACAUCAUUCAUUGAAGAUACAUUAGUAAACUCCUGUUCUCACGGUUGUAUUCAAGAGGUGUUGGGUUCAUAUAAUGGCAUUUGAUUCUUUUCGGAAAAAUACUCUUCUCAAGAGUGGCAGGUCACUGACGAAAUAGUGGGGGUGUACCAACCACAUUGAAAAGCGUCUCGUAGUACAUUCCAGUAUAUACUCCCAGUUGACCUUGCUGUUCAAUUUACAGUUGGCAUCCAUGACAAUUUGUAUCAGGAUUUUUUUUUUAUCUCUGGGGUUUAAAAAUGCUCCGUCCAGAAUUGAGAGAACAUUCCAUUUCUUUUGUGAGAGUGAAUUCGAUCCAUACACAAUCCAUCCAAAAUAGUACAGUACUGGUAUAAACUAUUGUCCAUUCCAAAAGAGUGAAUUCGAUCCAUACACAAUCCAUCCGAAAUAGUACAGAACUGGUAUAAACUAUUGUCCAUUCCAAAAGAGUGAAUUCGAUCCAUACACAAUCCAUCCAAAAUAGUACAGUACUGGUAUAAACUAUUGUCCAUUCCAAAAAUGAUAGGCCUAUGUCUGCAUCGUUUGGGGCUCUGUACAAACCAUUGAUUGGAUUUCAAUUUCUGCGGAAUAUACUUAACUUUGACAGCUUGUUUCGGCGCAAAUCACCGAUCAGUAAAAACCAAACUUAAAAGUAAUCCCACUGGAAGUUAAUGCUUCAGAGCCCAGAAUGAUGCAAACGAAUAAUUUACGAACAGAGUAUAGUCUCAGUCCAUCCGAAUAUAAUGCUGUCCAUGUCAUUCUGAACUAAAAUUUUAGUUCUCCAGUUUUGUGGUAUUGGGGUGAUUAAUACCUUUUAAAUAAAGGUCCAUUCAAAUUUGAAAUGGCGAUUUGCUGUUGUGUUAACCAAUAUAGAUAUAUACACUCUAUAGGUCAGUACUCAUCAUGUUGAAAUGUCAGGUUACUGUACAGCGCCACUGAUCCCAUUUUCUUGUGACACCAGUAAAUACAGUGUACGCUAACAGCAUACCCCUUUAAAUAACGAAUAUGAUUCGAUUCGGGCAAGUUCAGUGAAGGAAGUAUAUUUUGAUCUGCCCAUUAUUUUAUGUAAAUAUUGAUGUAUAUUGUAUCUUAUCUAAUAAAUAACUACAUUCC
Lineus longissimus is the source of this 19029-nucleotide messenger RNA. RefSeq lists its product as uncharacterized. The transcript is spliced from 66 exons. Gene Ontology annotation, molecular function: calcium ion binding; protein binding. Bases 408 to 11207 code for a protein of 3599 amino acids. Lineage: Eukaryota; Metazoa; Nemertea; Pilidiophora; Heteronemertea; Lineidae. Gene Ontology annotation, biological process: cell-matrix adhesion. The record is from RefSeq and is a predicted model, not a curated record.